Molecule: messenger RNA, 2928 nt
Organism: Corylus avellana
Lineage: Eukaryota; Viridiplantae; Streptophyta; Magnoliopsida; Fagales; Betulaceae
Source: RefSeq, a predicted model, not a curated record
AGGAGUAUUUUUUUCCCUCUUCACCUUACAUAUUGUCUAUUGCUGUUUCAAUGCAUACCAACAACACUCAACAACAAAAAGAAAGAACAAGAAUCACAAAAACACCAUAAGCUUCAGCAAGAACCCCAUUUUCAAUAACAAGUUUUCAGCUUUUGAAGGGGGAAAAAAAAAAUGCUUGCCUCAUUUUCUUCCAUCAAUGCUUCAAGAUCUCUCAUCUACACCUCCACUUUCCUUUUCAUUGUCUUCCCACGUUUUUCCUCUGCUUGUGGUGUCAAUGAUGGUCCAGACCAUCUUCUCUUGACGUUUCAACAUCUGGAUUGAAGAAUGCCUGCUUUGAAGUCCUCAAAGAUCUGUGGAAUAAGUUCUUGCAAUUUUUCUGCUUUUGGGUAUUCAGUGGCUUCAUGAUGAAAUUAGGUUCUCAAGAAAAUGACUUCUCCCUGGAGCAAAGUUUGGACGGAAGUUUCAGGAAUUUCAUAUCUGGUUUUUCUCACAAUGAUAACGAUCUAUCUCCGGGGCAAAGCUUGGAUGGAAGUUUCCGGAAGUCUAACUCUGUUAUCUCUACUCAUAGUAUCUCUGGCAUUUCAGCUUCAAGCAAGUUUGUUCCUACUUCCAAAAGAGUGUUUAAAGGGCUAAAGGACUAUGGAAGGAAACUCGUCAACCUAGAACUUUUCACAGAGAGUCUUGAGGAUUGGGUUCUUGAGAAUUCAUGUGCAGAUUCAGCCGAUGAUGAGCAGUUCUUCGAUUGUCCCUUUUUGAUUGAUGAACUGUGCAAGCUUGAUUUGGCAUUGGAGGGCGUUUUAUUUCAGCAGUUGUUCCGCAUGCCAUGCUCACCUUCUCUAACUGAUGAUCUUAAAGAAGAGGAGUAUCUUGCACUAGAAGACUUCCUUCAUGUUGUCGCCAAUGGCUUGUGGCGUACUUUUUGGCAUAAAAGUGGACCCUUGCCAUUCUUUGUAUCUUGUCCACGUCAUCCUGGAUCUAAGUUUUAUACUGUAGAAAAGGCAAUAUCAAGGGGAAGGCUUCAGGAGCUAAGUGGUUUAGCCUUAUUGUCGAAAACUAGUAGUAAUUUGCAAGUUCACUGGGAUCAGGUGGUGGAGUUUGUGUUAUUUAAGUCAGAUAUACUGUCAGGAAAUGAGUUGAAAUUAUCUGCUCACACCAUUUGUGAAGCCUUAUUUUAUGGUUUUCAUAUACUUGUUUCUAGGAGUUUGAGCAAGAUCAGUACUAUUAACAGUGAUUCAGUUUUCCUUCUGGUUCUGGAUUCUAAAUAUGGAGCGGUGGUAAAACUUGGUGGUGAUCUUGGCAAACUUGAUUUAAACUCAUCUAACCCAUACCAGGCCGUGGCUGAAUGGAUAAAAGCUCAUGCUGAAGUUUGUGUUUCCUCAGUGGAUCGGAUAUGGAACAAACUGGGGAAUGCAAAUUGGGGAGAUCUGGGGACCCUGCAAGUACUUUUGGCAACUUUUUACUCCAUAGUUCAGUGGAAUGGACCACCACGAAAGUCGAUAGCCUCAUUAGCCUCAGAUCAUAGCCUCCGCCUUCAGAAACGUAGGAUAGAGUGUCGCCUUAGUGAUCAGAAUGAAACUGCAAUUGUUCCCUUCCAACAGUCUACCCACCAACAUGGAGAGAUUGUUGAACUUGACCAGAAUGAUAAUUCAUUUCUGAGAAAACAGGCAUUGCGUUUGAAGCUAAAGAAGGGAGAGAUAUUGCUCUUGGAUGAUCAACGGCACGGGCAGAAAAGUUUCCAAAUACAGGAGUCUCUGUUAGGAGGGAACUCAUUUCUCUACAGUGCUGUUUCUCUUGAUUAUCCCACAGAGUUGUUGUCCUUAUAUGUAGGUGCCCAUCCAUCCAGACUCGAGCCAUCUUGGGAGGAUAUGAGUCUGUGGUACCAAGUACAGAGGCAAACAAAAGUACUAAAUAUUUUGAAGCAGCAGGGAAUUUCAAGCAAAUAUUUGCCUGAUAUAAUGGCCUCUGGCCGCAUUUUACAUUCUGGUUCCUGCAAGAAGCAGAGCCCGGGAGGGCGAUGUGAUCAUCAAUGGUGUGGGACUCCAAUACUUGUGACAUCUCCAGUUGGGGAGCCACUUACAUCUGUUGUUGCUCGGGAAGGCUCGUUCUCCUCUGAGGAAGCAAUCCGCUGCUGCCGCGACUGCCUAGCUGCUCUCAGAAGUGCAGCUAUGGCCAGUGUCCAGCAUGGUGAUAUUUGUCCAGAAAACAUAAUACGUGUUGUUGACAUGCAAGGUCCAAGAAACAGAUUUUUUUAUGUCCCGAUAUCAUGGGGACGUGCAGUUUUGGAAGACAGGGAUAGCCCAGCUAUAAAUCUGCAGUUCUCAUCGUCUCAUGCGCUUCAGCAUGGGAAACUUUGUCCAGCAUCUGAUGCUGAAAGCCUCGUUUACCUCCUCUUUUUAAUCUGUGGGGGAAGUAUAGAGCAACAGGAUUCUAUUGAAUCUGCUUUGCAAUGGAGGGAGAGAAGCUGGGCAAAGCGUUUUAUUCAACAGCAGCUUGGUGAGGUUUCAGCUCUCUUAAAGGCAUUUGCGGAUUAUGUGGAUAGCCUUUGUGGAACCCCAUAUCCAGUUGACUAUGAUAUAUGGUUGAAAAGAUUGAAUAGAGCCGUGGAUGGCUCAGAUGACAGAGGUAAAACGAUUGAAGAAGUAGCCAUAACUUUGAGAUUAGAGGAUGUAGCUGAGUCUUCAGGAACCUCUGGAGGUGGCCCUUGAGUUUUAUGCAAAGGCAGGGAUGAGCUUUGGAGGUUUGCUCUUUGUAAGUACAUUUUCUCCAAAAAGCUCUUGGGAUUCUAAGAUUUACAGUUCCAUAAUUGCUCAUAUUGAAGCUAAGCUGAUUGCAAUUUGAUGAAACCCUGAUUGCUGUUUCUAAUACAUUGUAAAUUUACUUUUAAGUUGUAAUUAUACACCAAGUCUUGUCCUUUAUGGGCUUCUGCUA